Molecule: messenger RNA, 786 nt
Organism: Iphiclides podalirius (scarce swallowtail)
Lineage: Eukaryota; Metazoa; Arthropoda; Insecta; Lepidoptera; Papilionidae
Source: the annotation of a GenBank genome assembly
AUGGCAUUUAUGGGUGAUAUGAUAAAUCCAUUACCUUUUUGGCAAAAUGGUCCUGCUCCAGCUGCUUUUUACAACUUUCCUGGAAAUUCAAGUAAUGGACCCAUUGGACAGAGUACUCAGGAUUUUAAAGCUCAUUCAGCCAAUCCUAUAACAACGACGACAACUGUAAUUGGCUUGAAAUUUGACAAAGGAUGUGUGAUUGCUGCUGACACCCUUGGGUCGUAUGGAUCUUUGGCCCGAUUUAGAGAUUGCCCCCGAGUGCUGAAGGUUAAUGAUUUAAUUCUCCUUGGCUCUGGGGGAGAUUAUGCCGAUUAUCAAUAUUUAAGGGACAUAAUUGAACAAAAAAUUAUUGAUGAACAGUGCAUAGGUGAUGGACUACAGUUGAAGCCCAAAUCCUUGUACUGCUGGCUGACUCGUGUCCUAUACAACAAACGCAGCAAAAUGGACCCAUUGUGGAACAAUUAUGUAGUUGCUGGAAUUCAGGAUGGUGAGCCUUUCUUAGGAGCAGUGGACAAACUAGGUACAGCAUAUGAAGAUGCAACCAUUGCAACUGGAAUGGGUGCAUACAUGGCAACCCCAUUAUUACGUGAUGCACUUGAGAAAGGACCAUUAGAUGAAGAAUCUGCUAAGGCUUUGGCUCGCAAGUGCAUGGAAGUUCUGUUUUACCGUGAUGCUCGCUCUUUCCCUCGCUAUCAACUUGGGGUAGUAACAGCCGAUGGAGUUAUUGUUGAAGAUCCUGUAGAACUCAAGCAUGACUGGACUCUCGCUCACAUGAUUCAAAUGAAG